Messenger RNA from Guyanagaster necrorhizus, 735 nucleotides. RefSeq lists its product as uncharacterized. Lineage: Eukaryota; Fungi; Basidiomycota; Agaricomycetes; Agaricales; Physalacriaceae. Bases 1 to 579 code for a protein of 192 amino acids. The record is from RefSeq and is a predicted model, not a curated record. The transcript is spliced from 6 exons.
AUGGCAGAAGUAGAGAUUCUGACAUUCCAUUCCGUCUUGAAACUGGCUUCUCCAAGUGGAUUAUAUCUCGUAGGAUAUGCCUGGCUGUUUGGAAUGUCAAUCUGGGUUUCUUUCUUUGGUGGUGUGAUUGCCUUCAAGGCCUUGCCGCGACAGCAAUUUGGCGCUCUACAGCAUAAGACAUUCCCGAUCUAUUUUGUCGUUUCUAUCUUGUUAUCUUCGGGUCUAUUGGCGUCUUGGACCAAUUCCCAUCCUGAUGUCAUCACAUACAUUAGACACCCCCUUGUGGUGGAUGUCGCACAGGCGUAUACUCUAGCAUCUAUCUCGUUGGCGCAAGGAUUCAACUAUUUUGUUGUGGGUCCUCUGACCAGCAAGACUAUGUUCCAGCGUCAUAAGCUGGAAAAACAAGAAGGAAAGGUGUACAAUGAACCCGGAGUGUCUGAGGACAUGAAAACGUUGAAUAGGCGGUUUGGUUACUUGCACGGGAUUUCAUCCCUUGCAAAUCUUUAUGCCGUGAUUGCCUUGGGCUUUCAUGGAUUGUGGAUUGGAGCAGCUGGUACCGGUAUCAAGGCCACCUUUUGAAAUGGAAAGCAAUGAUAACAGUCAUUAAAACACAUGAUGGAUAAAUACAAUGUUGAUACUGCCCACUGUAAUUAUGCACCUACAGACUCUAUCUCUGGCAUGUAUCCCUCCCUAAGACUCCUCUCCAGCUUCCGAAUCUCAUCUAUGCUUGAAGCU